ACUCUUCCGGGCUGUGGAGCAAAGGACCCGUGCAUGAUUUUGUAUUUUUUGUGUUCCUAUAUUUGAAAUAGCAGUUGUCACGGACUCGGGGAUUUAUUUCUGUACAAAAGCAAGCCGGAGAGUGCCUUAUUCUUUUCCAGCUCAGGUCUCCUGUAAGUUACCAUGGCUCAGAAAGAUGUGGAUAAGUAUCUUUAUGUGGACAAAAAUCUCCUCAAUAACCCACUGGCCCAGGCAGACUGGGCUGCCAAGAAGUUGGUAUGGGUUCCUUCAGAGCGGAAUGGGUUUGAAGCAGCCAGCCUGAAGGAGGAAGUUGGUGAUGAAGCAAUGGUGGAACUAAUAGAAAAUGGAAAAAAAAUUAAGGUGAACAAGGAUGACAUACAGAAAAUGAAUCCUCCUAAGUUCUCAAAGGUGGAAGAUAUGGCAGAACUCACUUGCUUGAAUGAGGCAUCUGUGCUCCACAACUUAAAAGAGCGGUACUACUCGGGGCUCAUUUAUACUUACUCUGGCUUGUUCUGUGUGGUGGUUAAUCCUUAUAAAAAUUUACCCAUUUAUUCAGAAGAAAUUGUGGAAAUGUACAGGGGUAAAAAGCGACACGAGAUGCCACCUCAUAUUUACGCCAUCACGGAUACUGCUUAUAGGAGUAUGAUGCAAGAUCGUGAAGACCAGUCCAUUCUUUGCACAGGUGAAUCUGGAGCUGGUAAAACUGAGAACACAAAAAAGGUCAUUCAGUUUUUGGCACAUGUCGCAUCUUCACAUAAGAGCAAAAAAGACCAGGGAGAACUUGAGAGGCAGUUGUUGCAAGCCAAUCCCAUUUUGGAGGCCUAUGGUAAUGCCAAAACUGUCAAGAAUGAUAACUCAUCCCGAUUUGUAAUAUUUUACCGGAUGUCAGAAAAAGUGAAUAACUACGUGGUAGGGGCAGGGCUCAAGACAUACCUACUUGAAAAGUCUCGAGCCAUUCGGCAAGCCAAAGAUGAGCGAACUUUCCACAUAUUUUACUACUUGCUCUCUGGUGCAGGAGAACACCUGAAAACUGAUCUGCUUUUGGAGGGUUAUGACAAGUACCGGUUCCUUUCCAAUGGCCACGUGACAAUUCCAGGACAGCAAGACAAAGAUUUAUUUCAGGAGACCAUGGAGGCCAUGAAGAUCAUGAGCAUCCCAGAUGAUGAGCAAAUGGGCUUGUUGAAAGUGAUUUCAGGAGUUCUUCAGCUUGGUAAUAUUGUAUUCAAGAAAGAACGCAAUACAGACCAAGCCUCCAUGCCAGAUAAUACAGCUGCUCAGAAAGUUUGCCAUCUCCUUGGGGUCAAUGUCACUGAUUUUAGUAGAGGCAUCCUAUCUCCACGGAUAAAAGUUGGUCGUGACUAUGUACAAAAGGCCCAGACCAAAGAACAGGCUGAUUUUGCCAUCGAAGCACUGGCCAAAGCUACUUAUGAACGCAUGUUUCGCUGGCUGGUAAUGCGUAUUAAUAAGGCAUUGGAUAAGACAAAGAGACAGGGGGCAUCAUUUAUUGGCAUUCUGGAUAUUGCUGGUUUUGAAAUCUUUGAGCUCAACUCUUUUGAACAGAUGUGUAUUAAUUACACCAAUGAGAAGUUACAACAGCUGUUUAACCACACCAUGUUCAUCCUGGAGCAGGAGGAGUAUCAACGAGAAGGCAUUGAGUGGAACUUUAUCGAUUUUGGCCUGGAUCUACAGCCUUGCAUUGACUUAAUAGAAAAACCGGCUGGUCCUCCUGGGAUCCUGGCUCUCUUGGAUGAAGAAUGUUGGUUCCCUAAAGCUACAGAUAAAAGCUUUGUAGAGAAAGUGGUACAGGAACAAGGAAGUCAUCCCAAGUUCCAGAAACCCAAACAGCUUAAGGACAAGGCUGACUUCUGCAUUAUGCAUUACGCUGGCAAGGUAGAUUACAAAGCGGAUGAGUGGCUCAUGAAGAACAUGGAUCCCUUAAACGAUAAUAUUGCAACCUUGCUGCACCAGUCAUCUGAUAAAUUUGUGUCUGAGCUCUGGAGGGAUGUUGAUCGUAUUGUAGGACUGGAUCAGGUUGCAGGCAUUGGUGAAACUUCAAUGCCUGGGGCAUUUAAGACCAGAAAAGGAAUGUUCCGUACUGUGGGUCAGCUUUACAAGGAACAGCUUGCCAAACUAAUGACCACUCUGAGGAACACAAACCCCAACUUUGUCCGCUGCAUAAUCCCAAAUCAUGAGAAAAAGGCUGGCAAAUUGGAUUCUCACCUUGUGCUAGAUCAGUUACGGUGUAAUGGUGUACUUGAAGGUAUCAGAAUCUGUAGACAAGGAUUUCCAAACAGAAUAAUCUUUCAGGAGUUUAGGCAGAGAUAUGAGAUUCUCACACCAAAUGCUAUUCCCAAGGCCUUUAUGGAUGGAAAGCAAGCUUGUGUACUUAUGAUCAAAGCUCUGGAACUAGAUUCAAAUCUCUAUAGGAUUGGUCAGAGUAAAGUGUUUUUCCGAGCUGGUGUCCUGGCUCACCUUGAAGAGGAGAGAGAUCUGAAAAUCACAGAUGUCAUCAUUGCCUUCCAGGCCUGGUGUAGGGGAUACUUGGCAAGAAAGGCCUUUGCAAAGAGGCAACAACAGCUAACCGCUAUGAGAGUGAUACAGAGGAACUGUGCAGCAUACCUGAAACUGCGCAACUGGCAAUGGUGGAGACUUUUUACCAAGGUAAAACCAUUGCUUCAAGUGAGCAGACAAGAAGAAGAAAUGCUUGCCAAGGAGGAAGAGCUGUCCAAGAUAAAAGAAAAGCAGAUGGCUACUGAAACCAUGCUGGCAGAUAUGGAAGAAAAGCAUGUACAGCUUGCUGCAGAGAAACAAGCAUUGCAAGAGCAAUUGCAAGCAGAAACGGAACUUUGCGCAGAGGCUGAGGAAAUGCGUGUUCGUCUUGCAGCUAAAAAGCAGGAACUUGAGGAGAUCCUUCAUGACCUAGAGGCAAGAGUUGAGGAGGAAGAAGAAAGAUGUCAGCAACUUCAGGCCGAAAAAAAGAACAUGCAGCGGAAUAUACAGGAUUUGGAAGAGCAGCUAGAAGAGGAAGAAGCAGCCCGACAAAAACUACAACUGGAGAAAGUGACUACUGAAGCCAAACUUAAGAAACUGGAAGAAGAUGUCAUUGUGCUAGAUGAUCAAAAUGCCAAACUUGCAAAGGAAAAGAAGCUGCUUGAAGAAAGAGUUGCAGAAUUCACUGCUAACCUAGCAGAAGAGGAGGAAAAAUCCAAGAGUUUAACAAAACUGAAGAAUAAGCAUGAAACCAUGAUCACAGAGCUGGAAGAUCGCCUACGUCGGGAGGAAAAAGCACGUCAGGAGCUUGAGAAGAAUCGUAGGAAAUUGGAAGGUGAUUCAUCAGAUCUGCAUGAUCAAAUUGCUGAACUGCAGGCUCAGAUAGCUGAUCUCAAAGCACAAUUGGCUAAGAAAGAAGAGGAGCUACAGGCAGCACUGGCAAGGAUUGAGGAAGAAACUACUCAGAAGAAUAUGGCUCUGAAAAAGAUUAGAGAACUUGAAGCCCAGCUUGGUGAACUACAAGAAGAUUUGGAAGCAGAGAGAAAUGCCAGAAACAAAGCAGAGAAACAGAAACGUGACCUUGGAGAAGAGCUAGAAGCACUGAAAACCGAGCUAGAGGACACACUUGAUUCCACAGCUGCACAGCAAGAAAUGAGAACAAAGCGAGAGCAAGAAGUGACACAGCUGAAGAAAGCCUUGGAUGAAGAGGCUAAAACUCACGAGGCCCAAAUUCAGGAAAUGAGGCAAAAACACUCUCAGGCUCUGGAGGAUUUGUCUGAGCAGCUGGAACAAGCUAAACGGGUUAAAGGCAACUUGGAAAAGGCGAAGCAAUCUUUGGAGUCUGAACGCAAUGAACUGAACAAUGAAGUGAAAGUACUUGUGCAGAGUAAAGCAGACCUGGAGCACAAGAAAAAGAAGGUUGAAGUGCAGCUGCAAGAAUUUCAGGUCAAAGUUACCGAGGGAGACAGGCAAAGGGCAGAACUUACUGACAAAGUGCUGAAGUUGCAGACUGAGCUGGAAAAUGUUAAUGGUCUUCUCAGCCAAUCGGAUGGCAAGUCUAUUAAACAAGCCAAAGAAAUUACAACACUGGAGUCGCAACUACAGGAUGCACAGGAACUUCUUCAGGAAGAGACACGACAGAAGUUGGCACUAAGCACGAAGUUAAAGCAGUCUGAAGAUGAAAAGAACAAUCUCAAAGAGCAGCUUGAUGAGGAAGAGGAGGCAAAGAAAAACCUGGAGAGACAGAUUACUACUAUUCAAGCCCAGCUAUCGGAAAUGAAGAAGAGAGUGGAUGAAGGAGCGGGUUCUCUGGAGACCAUGGAAGAAGCCAAGAAGAAACUGCAGAAAGAGGUUGAGGCCGCUAAUCAGCGUUAUGAGGAAAAGUCUGCAGCCUUUGACAAGUUGGAAAAGACCAAAAAUAGGCUUCAGCAGGAACUUGAUGACUUAUUGGUGGACCUGGAUCACCAGAGACAAACUGUCUCAAACCUGGAGAAGAAGCAAAAGAAAUUUGAUCAGAUGCUGGCAGAAGAAAAAAGCAAUUCAGCGAAGUAUGCUGAACAAUGUGAUCGUGCUGAAGCUGAAGCUCGUGAGAAGGAGACAAAGGCCUUGGCCCUUGCUCGUGCUCUGGAAGAAUCCAGAGAGCAGAAUGCAGAGUUGGAGAGGCUUAAUAAGCAACUCCGUACGGAGAUGGAAGAUCUGAUGAGUUCAAAAGAUGACGCUGGCAAGAGUGUGCAUGAGCUGGAAAAGUCAAAGCGUGCCCUUGAGCAGCAGGUAGAAGAAAUGAAGACACAGCUAGAGGAACUUGAAGAUGAACUACAAGCUACUGAAGAUGCCAAGCUGAGGUUAGAGGUUAAUCUACAAGCUAUGAAAGCCCAGUUUGAGCGUGAUCUUCAGGGACGUGAUGAACAAAGUGAGGAGAAAAAGAAGCAUCUUUUCAAGCAGGUUCGCGAGUUGGAGUCUGAACUGGAAGAUGAAAGGAGACAGAGGGCCACUGCUGUUGCAGCAAAAAAGAAAUUGGAGCUGGACCUCAAAGAUCUGGAAGGGCAAAUAGAUGCAGCAAACAAGGCACGAGAUGAAGCCAUUAAGCAGCAGCGCAAACUGCAGACUCAGCUGAAAGACUGCUUGCGUGAACUGGAUGAUGCCCGUAUCUCUCGAGAAGAAAUCCUGACGCAGUCCAAGGAAAAUGAAAAGAAACUUAAACAGAUGGAAGCAGAUCUAGUACACUUGCAAGAGGACCUUGCUGCUGCAGAGCGUGCCAAGCGUCAGGCCCAACAGGAACGAGAUGAGUUGGCUGAUGAGCUAGCAAACAGCUCUGGAAAGAGUACCCUUGCUGUGGAGGAAAGGAGACGCUUGGAAGCCAGGAUUGCUCAGCUAGAGGAAGAACUAGAGGAAGAGCAAAGCAACAUGGAAAUGGUCAAUGACAGGCUUAAGAAAUCUGGUCUUCAGGUGGACUCGCUGACAGCUGAGCUAACUGCUGAGCGCAGCAAUGCCCAGAAGAGUGAGAAUGCACGUCAACAGUUAGACCGACAGAACAAAGAGCUGAAGGCUAAGCUGCAAGAAAUGGAAAAUAUGAUGAAGAACAAAUUCAAAGCUAACAUGACGGCCUUGGAGGCUAAAAUUGCACAAUUGGAGGAACAAUUAGAUAUUGAGAGCAAGGAGCGUCAGGCUGCAGCCAAAGUGGUGCGUCGUACAGAGAAAAAGCUGAAAGAAGUGUCUAUGCAAGUUGAGGAUGAGCGUCGCAAUGCUGACCAGUACAAAGAUCAGGCAGAGAAAGCCAAUACACGUAUGAAGCAGUUGAAGCGGCAGCUAGAGGAGGCUGAAGAAGAGACUCAGCGAGCUAAUGCAGCUCGUAGAAAGCUUCAGCGCGAGUUGGAAGAAGCUUCAGAGACUGCAGAUGCAAUGAAUAGAGAAGUCUCAUCACUCAAGACUAAAUUAAGGCGUGGAGAUGUGCCUUUUACUACACCUCGUCGUAUUGGCAGAAAGGGACUUGAUGGAUCUGAUGACGAUGCAGACAAAGAUGAUGGCAAACCUGAAUAAGGACUCCUUAUAACCCAAGACAGCACGAGACAGAGAACUACCAGAAAUCCUGCUUUGGAGUUCUUAAACCAGCCACAUUUGCUGAAUUUAAAUCGACAUCAGUGAUGUGUGGUAGAAGAAAAUUCAGUUUCGAUAUCUGGCUAGUAAACUGUCUCCCUUGUCUACUUGCGUUUUUCCAUCUCUGCAUUGGGUUUACAGCAUUGUGGCUGGCAGAAUGAUUUUACAUCCCCUUUCCCGAGCAGCUCAGCUGUAAACGUAAUUGCAUAUGUGGCACAAGACAUUUCAGGAUCCAGAUCAGUUGUGUUUAUGUGAAUGCAUGCUGCUGUGUUUGGUGCUUCACACAGUAAUUGUUGGCACUUUGCAAUAUCUGAACACUUGGAUGUGGGAGAAUGUGGCUUUGCUUUUGAGUGCAAAGCUUGUUUUCCUUUAUAGUUAAGUUACUGCUGCCUUUCAGCUUUGUCUUAAAUAAGGGCAUUUAGCAGUUGUAACAUGAUCACAGCAUUUCUGGUCUGGCGUUUUAAACGUAAAAGCAAUGCAAGAAGAGAAACUAGGUAGGUCAAGGGUAUUUGCCAAAUGAACACUUUCCAAAGCCAAGUUUUUUCUUAAGCAAAAAUACUUGUUAAACAAAAAUACUUGUUGUGCAAUGAAAUCUUAGAUUUGGAGCUGUGGUCUAAUGCGUUCAUUUUUUUUUUUUUUUUUAUAGUAGCAUAGCUAGGAACAUGGACAUUGAGAUAAAUGUAGUUUACCAGCUGUGCUGAUUUGUAUAGUACUUUGAUUAUUUUGGGGACCAAAUGUAUUUAAUUGAAUUAAAAAAAAAGUAUCAAGCCAAAGCGAAAACCUUUUAUAUAUAAAACUUGUGUAUUACAUUAAGGAUGUAUUACAGUUGUACUGCCUGAUACUUCUGGGUAACUGGAGGAUCUUUUUGUACUGCACCACUUUCUUAAAUAUAGCUCUUACUGAAAUGCACAUAGAUAUGCUUUAUUAGGACAAAGAAAUAAAGGUCUUCCUCACUGCCUCUGUCUUUUGGGACCAUGGUAAUAUAAAUGAUCUUUAUUAUGGCACACACUGGUUGCUUACACUCUGUAAAAUAUUUGUAUAUUCUGCAUUUAUAUGUGAGAAAAAAGGCUUAAAAUGUUUAAAACUAUGCAUUUGCAAGGAAGAGAGUAGAAUGAGUUAGCCACAGAGGGGAAACGAUGCAUUUGUCGAAAGUGCCUUUGUUUACAGCAGGAUUAGCACUGCUGUGAGCUGUGAUAUGUGAAUGUUGGUAUGUUACAAAUAAAGGUCAUCUAUAUCUUG
Molecule: messenger RNA, 7323 nt
Organism: Protopterus annectens (West African lungfish)
Lineage: Eukaryota; Metazoa; Chordata; Ceratodontiformes; Protopteridae
Gene: MYH9
Product: myosin heavy chain 9
Exons: 43
Coding region: 163-6027 (1954 amino acids)
Cellular component (GO): myosin complex
Molecular function (GO): actin filament binding; ATP binding; cytoskeletal motor activity
Source: RefSeq, a predicted model, not a curated record